AACAGCGCAUACUGUAGCCUCAGCCUCGUCGAGUUCCUGCUCUCGCAAGGUGCUCCGGUGAACACAACCGACAUUGAGAACAUGACUCCACUACAUUACAGCGUCAAGUUCAGCCACGAAUCCAUAGUAGCAUUGCUUCUUGAAAAUGGUAUGCCCAUCGAUGCCGGUAUCCAUCGAAAGUCUUGGUCUCGGAGAACUGUGAAAACCGACACCACUUACCGGGCUUCGAUUUUGGCGUCUGAGCCCGACAUCUCCUGCACUGCAAUUGGUCUGACGCCUUUACACUUUGCGGCCUUGACGGGCAAUUUGGUCAUGACAGGGUUCCUUUUGAAGCGUGGCGCUAACCCGAAUGCUCUGUCCAGAUACAGAGAGUCCCCAAUUCAUCUCACGUUACGCAGAUCUCUGCACGGACCAAAGUAUGACGACGAUUGGACGGACUCAAACUGGAGAGUAGAGUGCGUGUUGGAUCUGCUGGAAGAAGAAGACGACGUUGGUGCAGUUCAUGCGAAUAUAACCAAGCAUCGCGAAGGCGUGCUCUGUGCGCUGCUCGCAGAUCCAAGAACCAGUCUGACGAUUAAAGACUAUCAGAAUGAGUACCCUUUGCACUGCAUCGAAUAUGGAAGGCUUGAAAGUGUGUGGAUGGUCAAGAAACUAGUGCUUAGGGGAGCAAAUCCAUUCGAAAGGAACAUGAAGCAGCAGAACGCACUGCAUCUUGCCAGCCGAGCUGGCGACCAUGACGCUGUCGCUGUUCUACUUUCUCUAGGAGUCGAGCCUGCCUCUUCGGACAAACAGGGUCUCAACGCUCUUCACCAUGCCGCACGAAGUGGAAGCUAUGAAACAAUCUCUCUCCUUCUAGAAACAGCUGUGACAACAACACCAAGCCUGGUAGCAUCGAGGGACACCUUGGGUCGAAACAUGCUCCACCACCUGUCCGCGACUUUCAAAGCUCGAAAAGAGACGAUAAAUUUGCUGCUUGACAAGGGGGUAGAUGGCUCAGCGUUGGACGCAUCUGGUGACUUACCCCUAGCGACCUACUUCAAAAAGCAUUGGCUGGCAGUAGAUGACGAUAUCUGCCAGUUGUUGGUUUCGGCUGAGGGAAGCCCCUUUUUUGUUGACAAAAACGGGCAAAACCUGGGACACUUAUGCGUUUCAACGUUGGGCUGCAGAGUUCAAGUCUUGAAGGUUUUGAGAGAUCAUGGUGUCGAUCUGACACAGAAAGAUUUGCGGAGCAGGACACUCUUGCACUGUGCUGCGAUUCAUGGAUCUGUCACCAAAGAACUCCUGCAUCACCUUCUCCAUGUUGUGGGCGUUGAACUGAAUGCAGAAGAUGCAUCUGGAAAAACAGCGUUGCGGCAUGCAGUAGAGAUGGUUUCAAUGGACCACGAUCCACAAAUGUAUGACUCCAAACGUUGGGACAGAACCAAAAGGCUUUUG
Didymella exigua CBS 183.55 is the source of this 1434-nucleotide messenger RNA. Its product is annotated as ankyrin. The transcript has a single exon. Gene Ontology annotation, molecular function: protein binding. NCBI's taxonomy places the organism in Eukaryota, Fungi, Ascomycota, Dothideomycetes, Pleosporales, Didymellaceae. The record is from RefSeq and is a predicted model, not a curated record. The annotation marks the transcript as partial.